Messenger RNA from Brassica napus (rape), 2573 nucleotides. Its product is annotated as UDP-glycosyltransferase 90A2. The record is from RefSeq and is a predicted model, not a curated record. Lineage: Eukaryota; Viridiplantae; Streptophyta; Magnoliopsida; Brassicales; Brassicaceae. The transcript is spliced from 2 exons. Gene Ontology annotation, molecular function: UDP-glycosyltransferase activity. The coding region runs from base 444 to 1850 and encodes 468 amino acids.
UCAGCGACGAAGUAAUUCAAAUUUUUUAACCGUUAGUGAAUAUAGUCAUCAGGGUUUUGCUGGACAAGUGCAAAGAGUUGAUGAAACAGCCUGAUUCAGAAAGCUCAACGAAUCGUGUGUAGCAAGUAAGGUGUCAAAGACAACAAACAAAACGUUUGUCAAACUGCUAUUUUGUUAUUACACUUAUUAGUUAUUCGCAGCUUGCUAAAUGAAAUGUUUCUUCAAUUUUUGGUCACGGAGAGAGAAUCCUUCCCACUAGCCCAAUAGCCACUAGGCACACGUCUCUAAAGACAUUUAAGUCUUUAUUAAUUAUACAUAGAGACAGAUAAACAGGUGGGAAGCGUAUGCACAGAUCUGAGAUCUCAAUGGACUUGAAGUCUUUGUUUAGACAUUGACAUACAACAUAAGGAACAUAGAGAUCUUUGCAUAGAUCUCAUUUCUCAAUGGAGUCAGAAAAAAAAGUUCACGUCGUUUUGUUCCCAUACAUGUCCAAAGGGCACAUGAUACCUAUGCUCCAACUAGCCCGUCUCCUCCUCUCCCACUCUUUCACCAAAGGCAUCUCCGUCACCGUCUUCACCACUCCCUUAAACCGUCCUUUCGUCUCCGACUCACUCUCCGACACCAAAGCCACCAUCAUCACCCUCCCUUUCCCCAAGAACGUCCCGGAGAUCCCACCCGGCGUGGAGUGCACCGACAAACUUCCGUCCAUAUCCUCCCUCUACGUCCCUUUCACGAGAGCCACCAAGUCAAUGCAGCCCGACUUCGAGCGGGAGCUCACGUCACUGCCACGCGUCAGUUUCAUGGUCUCUGACGGUUUCUUGUGGUGGACGCUAGAGUCGGCUUUAAAGCUAGGGUUUCCUCGGCUUGUUUUCUUGGGCAUGAACUGCAUGUCCCCUUCUAUAUUGGACAGUGUUUUUAAAAACAAGCUUUUAUCUAAUGUUAAGUCCGAGACGGAGGCUGUUGCUGUACCGGAGUUUCCGUGGAUUAAGGUUAGAAAAUGUGAUUUUGUUGAAGAUAUGUUUGAUACAAAACCCACCACGGAUCCUGGAUUCGAGCUUAUACUAGAUCAAUGCGCAUCUAUGAGUCAGAGUGAAGGUAUCAUAUUCAACACAUUCGAUGAUCUUGAGCCGGUGUUUAUAGAUUUCUAUAAGCGUACACGCGAGCUCAAGCCAUGGGCACUUGGACCGCUUUGUCUUGGAAAAAACUCCUUGGAGGAUGAGGGAGAAGAGAAGGUCAAAUCUGUUUGGAUGAAAUGGCUUGAUGAAAAGCGAGACAAGGGAUGCUACGUUCUCUACGUGGCUUUUGGGUCACAAUCCGAGAUCUCUAGAGAACAAGUAGAGGAGAUUGCGCUAGGGUUGGAAGAAUCAAAGGUGAACUUUCUUUGGGUGGUGAAAGGAAGUGAAAUAGGGAAAGGGUUUGAAGAGAGAGUGGGAGAGAGAGGAAUGGUGGUGAAAGAUGAAUGGGUUGAUCAAAGGAAGAUACUAGAGCACGAGAGUGUAAGAGGGUUCUUGAGCCACUGUGGGUGGAACUCUCUGAUGGAGAGCAUUUGCGCCGAGGUUCCAAUCUUGGCGUUUCCUGUAGCAGCCGAGCAACCUUUGAAUGCGAUGUUGGUGGUGGAAGAGCUGAGAGUGGCGGAGAGAGUGGUGGCGGCGAGUGAUGGAGUUGCGAGGAGAGGAGAGGUUGCAGAGAAAGUGAAGGAGUUGAUGGAGGGAGAGAAAGGGAAAGAGCUGAGGAGGAAUGUUGAAGUAUAUGGCAAGAAGGCGAAGAAGGCUUUGGAGGAAGAUGUUGGCUCUUCUUGGAAGAAUUUGAAAAACCUAAUCAAUGAGUUUUGUAACAAUAUUGGAACAUGAUUCAUUUUAUAAGAGAUUUUUAACUAAAAUUUUAUAAUAGAAUGGAACCAUUGUCUGAAUCAUGAAUAAGUGGAGCAUGAUCAAUGAUUCAUGAAGUUGUCAACCCUAUUUCAAAUCUUUCCAUUCAAUGUUUAUAGCUAGGAGCUCCUGAAAUAACCUGAAAACAUUAUGAAAUUGUUUUGAGUCUGUAAAAAUAUUCCAUGUAGUUGAAAAAGUAAAAUGUCACAGGUUUUAAGUACAGUUUUACAUGUUAAUGUUGAUUAAGAACUUCUAAAUGUUUUUAGUAACCUUUAAAUGUUUUUAGGAGGUAUACUUGAAUUCAAAUUGGUAUAUUGCGUGUAGCUGAAAAAGGAGAAAUUGUUAGAAAUAUCACAAGUCAAGUACCAUUUUUCAAAAUAUCACCAAUCAAAAAAUAUAAUAACAUUUAGGUUUAGGCUUUAGUGAUUAUUGUUUAAAGUUUAGUGUUAAGGUUUGAGAUUAGUUUAUAAAUGUUUUAUAAAUAUCUAAAAAAAUUAGCUUAGUGUUAUUGUAUCACAAAUUUAGAGUAUUUGUGUAAAAUAAUUAUUCAUUAAUGGUAAAUUUGAAAAAUAGUAUCAAACUUGUGUUAUAAAUGAAAAAUUUCCCGCGAAAAAGUUAGACUUAAUUGUCACACUAAAACAUCAUUAUACAAAAAAAUACAAACAAAAAUUGCAUGUACAAAAUAUAAGCUUUGAAUGGUGACCA